UUUUUUCUUCUCCUGGGUGUGAUGAAACAACCUUUAGAUUUUUGCUCAUCUCCUCUGGCUUUGAGAGCUCUGAUGGAGCCGUUCAGCGGUUUCUGUGCAUAAACUCAGCCGCUGACGGUGGAACCGAUGAGACAUCAUUCCUGUAAAGCAAGGGACUUUAAUGCGGCAUGGAUGCUAGCAACGGUUGCUGAAAGAAGGAGAAACCUAAUCUGAUAACCAUGCCUCCACACCCCGUGGUCCAGGCUAUCAUUGAUCUCUCUGCAGGAGCAAUAGGAGGAGCCGCCUGUGUGUUCAGCGGCCAGCCUCUGGACACGGCGAAGGUGAAGAUGCAGACCUUUCCCACUCUGUACCGGGGGUUCGUGCACUGCCUGGUGUCCACCUAUAAACAGGUGGGCAUGCGCGGCCUGUACCGGGGAACCACGCCCGCGCUCAUGGCCAACAUCGCCGAGAACUCUGUGCUCUUCAUGAGCUACGGCUUCUGCCAGCAGGUCAUCCGCUUUGCAGCUGGGCUGCAUAGAGAAGCUGUGCUGAGCGACAUGCAGAAGGCCUGUGCCGGCUCAGUAGCUUCCAUCUUCUCCUCGCUCGUUCUUUGCCCCACUGAGCUCGUCAAGUGUCGACUACAAGCCAUGCAUGAGAUGGAGACGUCCGGCAGGAUUGCUAAGAGCCACAACACUGUUUGGUCGGUGGUGAAAUCCAUCAUGAGGAACGAGGGACCGCAGGGGUUCUUCCAGGGACUGACCACCACCAUAGCCAGAGAGGUGCCUGGCUACUUCUGCUUCUUCGGCGCCUACGAGCUCUGCAGGACUGGAUUUGCAGACUACAUGCAAUGUGACAAAGACGACAUAGGUGUGGCUCCCAUCGUCUUCAGCGGCGGCUUCGGAGGGGCGUGCCUUUGGCUGGUGGUCUAUCCUAUGGACUGUGUGAAAUCUCGAAUUCAGGUCAUGUCCAUGACGGGAAAACAGGCGGGGUUUUUCAAAACCUUCAUGACUAUCGCUCGCUCUGAAGGAGUGAGAGCUCUGUACUCCGGCCUCACCCCCACCAUGGUCCGCACCUUCCCGGCUAACGGAGCACUCUUCCUGGGCUAUGAGGCCAGCAGGAAGCUCAUGAUGAAGCAGUUCGACAGCUGAACUCCAUUAAGCUGCUACACUCCCUCUAUGUUACUGCCCAUGACACAGCUGCUUUGAUGUUUCCUUAACUUGAUGUUAAAUAUAUUUUUAAACUCAGUUUUGUUUGACAGCGUCAGACUGAACAAAGCCGUGCAGUGAAACAGUGACACUCCAGCUGGUGCUUUCACUCCUACCUCUACAACAUCAUGGCUGCAUCAAAAAUCAUCUCAUUAGAAGGAAGUGGGACGCUUCCAAUCAUUGCUCCUUAAGCAUAGGGAGCUAAUGACCUUUUUAUCUAAUGUUAAGGUGCUAUAAGGAAUCCCAGAGUCCUUUGCGUGAAACAAUGAAUAAGCACAGCCCAGUCAAGCAUUAUCCAUGUACUCAGAUGACUUUGGACACGCCUUUCUCUCUCUGCCAGAAGACGUGCUGUGUUGAGAAACACAUUUUAUUUUGAUGCAGUAACUCCUCUUUAAAACUCUUAGCAUAAAAGCGUUAUAAAAAAUAUCAUUAAGUGUCA
Molecule: messenger RNA, 1623 nt
Organism: Cyprinodon tularosa
Lineage: Eukaryota; Metazoa; Chordata; Actinopteri; Cyprinodontiformes; Cyprinodontidae
Gene: slc25a15b
Product: solute carrier family 25 member 15b
Exons: 7
Coding region: 219-1127 (302 amino acids)
Biological process (GO): mitochondrial L-ornithine transmembrane transport
Molecular function (GO): L-ornithine transmembrane transporter activity
Source: RefSeq, a predicted model, not a curated record